Molecule: messenger RNA, 3571 nt
Organism: Peromyscus eremicus (cactus mouse)
Lineage: Eukaryota; Metazoa; Chordata; Mammalia; Rodentia; Cricetidae
Product: guanylate-binding protein 6-like
Exons: 19
Coding region: 799-3069 (756 amino acids)
Biological process (GO): defense response to Gram-positive bacterium; defense response to protozoan
Molecular function (GO): GTPase activity; GTP binding
Source: RefSeq, a predicted model, not a curated record
CCCAGCCUCCUACAGAGUACCACUUACUCAACACCUGCCUCCUCCUGGGCGUGCUCCCAUCUUGACCACCUUCAAGAGUUUGAAGGCCCCAACUAAAUGGUGAAGUUAGGGAAGUUGGGCUGUUUUUUUAAGUGCAGGGGUGAGUCAAGACCUUUAAUGACAUAACACCUUCUUGUUUAAUCCGUGACUCAAUCUGGGAACCAGCCUUCUGAGAAGCAAGCUGCAAAGUUCAGCAAGAGAGUGGCCCCUUAGGAGCCUGGAGCCGUGGACAAACGGACAGACCACGGCAGUGCUCUGAAAGUUACUCUCAAGGAUCGUUCAGAGGCCUGUGAGGACGUGAGCUUCUCAGCUGCAGAUCACUGACAUCCUCCAGAGGAAUGCUGGGUAACUGUGCUUCAGGAGGCCAAAAGCCACAGCCGUCAAGUGGACACGUUCUUCACAGUGUCUCUGUCUCAGUUCUGUUGAGCCUUGGAACUCUCUAAGAAAACCCUGUACCCCUCUUGUGGCUCUGCUCAUAAACGGGAGAUGCUCAUUCAAAUGAAGGGAUUGAACAAAACGGUUUGAAGUCAAAGCAGACAGCAAGAGUGUUCUCUUCACUCUCCAGCAUGAAGCUGCUCCCAGGGAGCACUGGCUUGCGCUGCGGAUGGACGGCUUGCUGUGUGUGCUUGGUGUCAAGUCGGGUCCGAGAGGCCCUCCUUUACUGUACAGAUCACCUGGCAGUUGCAGCAGGCUGCUGCUUCUCCCUUCCACUCAAGUCCUGCAGCAGUCUGUGAUCUUGUGAUCUUAUAUAAAGGAGGAAUGAAAAGCAGAAGAAAGAGAAGAACAAGGGGCGAGCUCCAGGCAGGUGGGCAAGUAGCUAUGGCCAGUGGACCGAACAUGAUGGCCCCCAUUUGUCUGGUGGAAAACCACAAUGAGCAACUGUCGGUGAACGGGGAAGCAGUAGAGAUCCUAGACACAAUUUCUCAGCCAGCGGUAGUUGUGGCCAUUGUUGGAUUGUACCGCACAGGGAAGUCUUACUUGAUGAAUCGCCUGGCAGGCCGGAAUCACGGCUUCCCUCUGGGCUCCACUGUGCAGUCAGAAACCAAGGGCAUCUGGAUGUGGUGUGUGCCACAUCCCACCAAGCCAAAGCACACCCUGGUCCUCCUGGACACCGAGGGCCUGGGCGAUGUGGAAAAGGGUGACCCUAAGAAUGACUCCUGGAUCUUUGCCCUGGCUGUGCUUCUGAGCAGCACCUUCGUCUACAACAGCAUGAGCACCAUCAACCACCAGGCCCUGGAGCAGCUGCAUUAUGUCACAGAACUCACUGAGCUGAUCAGGGCAAAGUCUUCCCUAAAUCCUGAUGGAAUAAAGAACUCCACAGAGUUUGUGAGUUUCUUUCCAGACUUCAUCUGGACUGUUAGGGAUUUCAUGCUGCAGCUGAAGUUAAAUGGAGAAGACAUCACAGAGGACCAGUACCUGGAGAAUGCACUGAAGCUGAUCCCAGGCAACAAUCCCAGAGUCCAAGCAUCCAAUUUGCCCAGGGAGUGCAUCCGACAUUUCUUUCCUAAACGGAAAUGUUUUGUCUUUGACCGGCCAACGGAUGACAAAGAACUGUUACAAAAAAUUGAGACUAUCUCAGAAGACCAGCUGGAUCCUAAGUUCCAGGAACAAACGAGGGCUUUUGUUUCUUACGUCUUUACCUAUGCAAAGAUCAAGACCCUCAGAGAGGGAAUUACGGUCACUGGGAACCGACUGGGGACUCUGGUGACGACCUACGUGGAUGCCAUCAACAGCGGAGCUGUGCCUUGUCUGGAUGAUGCGGUGACAACUCUGGCCCAGCGUGAGAACUCAGCAGCUGUGCAGAAGGCAGCUGACCACUACAGUGACCAGAUGGCCCAGCGACUGAGGCUCCCCACAGACACGCUCCAGGAGCUGCUGGGUGUGCACACAGCCUGUGAGAAGGAAGCCAUUGCUGUCUUCAUGGAGCACUCCUUCAAGGACGAAAACCAGCAAUUCCAGAAGAAGCUGCUGGAAUUAAUAGUGCUCAAGAGGGCAGAUUUCCUGUUGAAGAAUGAAGAGGCAUCAGAGAAAUUCUGCCAGGAAGAACUGAAUCAUCUUGCGAAAGCACUCACAGAAAGUAUUUCAUCUGGGACAUUCUCCAUUGCUGGAGGACACAGGCUCUACAUGGACACCAGGGAGCAGAUUGAGAAGGACUAUUGGCAGGUGUCCAGGAAAGGGGUAAAGGCAAGUGAAGUCUUCCAGAGCUUUCUGCAGUCACAGGCCACCAUUGAGAGUUCCAUCCUGCAGGCAGAUACAGCCCUCACUGCUGGGGAGAAGGCCAUUGCAGAGGAGCAGGCCCAGAAGGAGGCGGCUGAGAAGGAACAGGAGCUGCUAAGACAGAAGCAGAAGGAGCAGCAGCAACUGAUGGAGGCUCAGGAGAGAAGUCACAAGGAAAACCUAGAGCAACUGAGAACGAAGCUGGUGCAGGAGAGAGAGCAGCUCAUCAAAGACCACAAGACGAUGCUGGAGAAGCAGCUGCAGGGUGACCCUAAGAAUGACUCCUGGAUCUUCACCCUGGCUGUGCUUCUGAGCAGCACCUUCGUCUACAACAGCAUGAGCACCAUCAACUACCAGGCCCUGGAGCAGCUGCAUUAUGUCACAGAACUCACCGAGCUGAUCAGGGCAAAGUCUUCCCCAAAUCCUGAUGGAAUAAAGAACUCCACAGAGUUUGUGAGUUUCUUUCCAGACUUCAUCUGGACUGUUCGGGAUUUCAUGCUGCAGCUGAAGUUAAAUGGAGAAGACAUCACAGAGGACCAGUACCUGGAGAAUGCACUGAAGCUGAUCCCAGAACUGGGGACUCUGGUGACGACCUACGUGGAUGCCAUCAACAGCGGAGCUGUGCCUUGUCUGGAUGAUGCGGUGACAACUCUGGCCCAGCGUGAGAACUCAGCAGCUGUGCAGAAGGCAGCUGACCACCUCAGUGAGCAGAUGGCCCAGCGCCUGAGGCUCCCCACAGACAUGCUCCAGGAGCUGCUGGGAAUCCAUAGCAAAGAAGGGGAUUUGUGCAGAAGAAUGAAGAGACCCCUGUGAAAUACUGCUGGAGAGCUGAAUCAGCUUUAGAGGUUCUAACAGAAAGUAUUUCAGCCUCCAUGUUUUCCAUGCCUAGAGGUCACUCGAGAGAAGACUGAGCAUAACUAUUGAGAAAGACUUGGAGACAGCCAAAACAGUGAUUAACAUUUCUGCCUGGCCCUGGCAGCAGGCCUGUCUACAUGCAGUCUGAUUACAGAAAGACUUUAAAACAGUGCCACGAAAGGCUAUCUUGAAAGGCAACAAGAAAGGGCGGGCAGGUCUGGGGAUCUGACCUAUAGGGUUCUCCCUGCACACUGAAUGCACUUACAGCCUUGCAGGAUUGCUGCCAAAGCCGGCCCCUGAAAAGGCAUUUCCUGGAAUGUAACUCUGGUGGAAACUGAAAGCAGCUGAGCCUCUUCUGUACCUGGGGCAUUUCUAGGAAAUCAGCUGUUUCUUGUAUUAGCAAAACAGGAAAGUGGUUUCUUUUCAGCUCUAAAGAGGUUUGCAACUACAAAAUUAAAGU